UCUUGUGAGGGGAGCGAGUGAACCUGUGGAAGGAAGAGAGUAGAGUGAGAGAGAGAAUCUGCUAGAAACAAAACAAAGGCACGAACCAACGCCAUAGCUAGGGCAAAACAAAGCCAAGCCGACGCUUCCAAUUCUCUUCUCUUCUCCGAAUUCGACGAAGAUGAGCAUCUGGAACUACGUCGUCACGGCUCACAAGCCCACCAAUGUCACCCACUCCUGCGUCGGCAAUUUCACCAGUUCUGGCGAACUCAACCUCAUCAUUGCGAAAUGCACUCGUAUUGAGAUCCAUUUACUUAGUCCUCAGGGCUUACAGCCUAUGUUGGACGUGCCCAUAUAUGGAAGAAUUGCAACACUUGAGCUUUUUCGUCCUCAUGGUGAAACACAAGACCUUCUGUUUAUUGCAACUGAAAGAUACAAAUUCUGUGUUCUCCAAUGGGAUGCUGAGACAUCUGAACUCAUUACAAGAGCAAUGGGGGACGUCUCUGAUCGUAUCGGUCGUCCCACGGACAAUGGUCAGAUUGGCAUUAUUGAUCCAGAGUGCAGACUAAUUGGACUUCAUUUGUAUGACGGACUGUUCAAAGUUAUUCCUUUCGACAACAAAGGGCAGCUCAAAGAAGCAUUUAAUAUUAGGCUUGAGGAACUUCAAGUUUUGGACAUAAAGUUUCUUUAUGGUUGUUCGAAACCUACAAUUGUAGUUCUUUACCAGGAUAACAAAGAUGCUCGUCAUGUCAAAACGUAUGAGGUUUCUCUUAAGGAUAAAGAUUUUGUUGAGGGCCCUUGGUCUCAAAACAAUCUUGACAAUGGGGCUGCUUUGCUAAUUCCAGUUCCUCCACCUCUAUGCGGCGUCCUUAUUAUUGGAGAAGAAACAAUAGUCUAUUGCAGUGCCAAUGCAUUUAAAGCAAUCCCAAUCAAACCUUCCAUCACAAGAGCCUAUGGAAGAGUUGAUUCCGAUGGUUCGAGGUAUUUACUUGGUGAUUACAAUGGGCUACUACAGCUUCUUGUUAUCACCCACGAGAAAGAAAAAUGUUCUUGUAGGGUGACUGGACUCAAAAUUGAGCUCUUGGGCGAAACAUCAAUUGCAUCAACCAUAUCAUACCUUGAUAAUGCAGUUGUCUAUAUUGGAUCAAGCUAUGGAGAUUCACAGCUUAUAAAGCUCAAUAUGCACCCCGAUGCAAAAGGUUCAUAUGUGGAGGUUCUGGAAAGGUAUGUCAAUUUGGGGCCUAUAGUUGACUUUUGUGUGGUUGAUCUUGAGAGGCAAGGCCAAGGCCAGGUCGUAACUUGCUCUGGAGCUUACAAGGAUGGCUCUCUUCGUGUGGUCCGAAAUGGAAUAGGAAUCAAUGAACAGGCAUCAGUGGAACUUCAGGGUAUUAAGGGAAUGUGGUCGCUAAGAUCAUCCACUGAGGAUGCAUUUGAUACAUUUCUAGUUGUAAGCUUCAUCAGCGAGACAAGAAUUUUAGCAAUGAACAUGGAAGAUGAGUUGGAAGAAACUGAGAUAGAAGGUUUCUGUUCUGAAGUGCAGACUUUGUUUUGCCAUGAUGCCGUUUACAAUCAACUUGUACAAGUCACUUCAAGCUCUGUGAGACUCGUUAGCUCUAUUACUAGAGAACUAAGAAAUGAAUGGAAUGCUCCAGCUGGAUAUUCUAUAAAUGUUGCUACUGCUAAUGCUACCCAGGUUUUAUUGGCCACUGGAGGGGGUCAUUUAGUAUAUUUAGAAAUUGGUGAUGGUGUAUUGACAGAGGUGAAACACUCACAGUUGGAGUAUGAGGUCUCAUGUCUUGACAUAAAUCCAAUCGGAGAAAAUCCAAGCUACAGCCAGCUAGCUGUUGUUGGGAUGUGGACGGAUAUAAGUGUCAGGUUAUUUUCAUUGCCUGACCUGAAUCUUAUUACAAAGGAGCCUUUAGGAGGAGAAAUUAUUCCCCGUUCUGUUCUCCUCUGUGCCUUUGAAGGGAUAUCCUACUUGUUGUGUGCCCUUGGAGAUGGACACCUAUUGAACUUUCUGUUGAACACAACUACUGGUGAGUUGACAGAUAGGAAAAAGAUUUCUCUGGGGACUCAGCCUAUAACACUCCGCACUUUCUCAUCAAAGAAUACUACAUAUGUAUUCGCUGCAUCGGAUAGGCCAACAGUCAUUUAUAGUAGCAAUAAGAAACUGCUUUAUAGCAAUGUAAAUCUGAAAGAAGUCAGCCACAUGUGCCCUUUCAACACUGCAGCUUUUCCAGACAGCCUUGCAAUUGCAAAAGAAGGUGAACUUACAAUUGGAACCAUUGAUGAUAUUCAGAAGCUCCACAUCCGUUCCAUUCUGCUAGGGGAGCAACCACGCCGUAUAUGUCAUCAGGAGCAAUCUAGGACCUUUGCCAUCUGCAGCGUAAAAUAUAAUCAGUCCGGUGGUGAUGAGUCGGAAAUGCAUGUGAUUCGCCUAUUAGAUGAUCAAACCUUUGACUUCAUAUCGACCUAUCCACUUGAUACUUUUGAGUACGGUUGCUCCAUACUCAGCUGCUCUUUCUCAGAUGACAGUAGUGUAUACUACUGUGUUGGAACUGCAUACGUUCUGCCAGAGGAAAGCGAGCCAACCAAGGGCCGAAUUCUGGUGUUCAUGGUGGAAGAUGGAAAGUUGCAGCUUAUUGCUGAGAAGGAAACUAAGGGGGCCGUUUACUCUUUAAAUGCCUUCAAUGGAAAAUUACUUGCUGCUAUUAAUCAAAAGAUACAGUUAUACAAGUGGAUGCUCCGGGAUGAUGGUUCUCGGGAGUUACAGUCCGAAUGUGGUCAUCACGGGCAUAUACUUGCCCUCUAUGUCCAGACUCGUGGUGAUUUCAUCGUUGUUGGUGAUUUGAUGAAGUCUAUCUCCUUGUUAAUCUACAAGCACGAGGAAGGGGCCAUUGAGGAACGAGCUCGGGACUAUAAUGCAAACUGGAUGUCAGCUGUUGAGAUUCUAGAUGAUGAUGUUUACCUUGGUGCUGAAAACAGCUUCAACAUCUUCACUGUACGGAAGAACAGUGAAGGUGCCACUGACGAGGAACGGGGCCGACUUGACGUGGUUGGCGAGUAUCACCUCGGAGAGUUUAUCAACCGUUUCCGCCACGGCUCUCUUGUCAUGAGGUUGCCAGAUUCUGAUGUGGGCCAGAUUCCAACCGUCAUUUUCGGUUCUGUCAAUGGUGUAAUCGGGGUCAUUGCUUCACUUCCUCACGAACAAUAUGUAUUCCUGGAAAAGCUCCAGACAAGCUUGAGGAAAGUGAUCAAGGGCGUCGGAGGUCUAAGCCAUGAGCAUUGGAGAUCAUUCAACAACGAGAAGAAAACUGUGGAAGCCAAAAAUUUCUUGGAUGGAGAUCUUAUCGAAUCGUUCCUUGAUCUCAACAGAAGCAAGAUGGAUGAAAUCGCGAAACAAAUGGGUGUUUCAGUGGAGGAGCUUUGCAAGAGAGUAGAAGACUUGACCAGGUUACACUGACACUCUUCGUACUUGGAAGUUUAUUGUUCAUUUGUUAAUUCUUUGUUCCGUCCCAUUACGUAAGAUUUCAAUGGAAGUUGGAAAGCGUGGAGUCUUAAGAAACAGUUUUCCGAUAAUGGAACUUAGAGGUGUAUGUGUUUUGUAUAUUGAUGUUUGAUGUGUGUACUUUGGAACCAAAUGAAUAUGCUUUCAUUUUGAACUUUUAGAUAAUUUACAGCAAGUAGGAUAUCAAUGAUACAGGUAAGAACAAU
Messenger RNA from Morus notabilis, 3693 nucleotides. RefSeq names its product DNA damage-binding protein 1. Gene Ontology annotation, cellular component: nucleus. Bases 161 to 3442 code for a protein of 1093 amino acids. Lineage: Eukaryota; Viridiplantae; Streptophyta; Magnoliopsida; Rosales; Moraceae. Gene Ontology annotation, molecular function: nucleic acid binding; protein binding. The transcript is spliced from 19 exons. The record is from RefSeq and is a predicted model, not a curated record.